CUCUCUCUAUGUAUUGUUGUUGUCGUCUCCUCCCCUUUCUUCUCUUAAAGUAAACGAAAAUAAAAGACUUUCUCUUUGCCCUGUUUUUUCCCCAUCUUCAAGAAUUCAUUCUAUCACCCCUAAUUGACCAUUCGUCUUCUUCGAUUCUCUGAAAAAGAUUAGAUUUUUAUGGACGAAAUUGAAGAAAAGAGCAGAGGGGAGUGGUGAUUUAAUUUAUAGAGAAAGAGAGAGAGAGAUGGGGUGUUGGUAUUCGAGGGUAGAGAGAGAAGAAUUGGUUUCGAGAUGCAGAGCUCGGAAGAAUUACACCAAACAGCUGGUGAAAGCCAGAGACGCUUUCUCCGCUUCUCACUCUCUCUAUCUCAGGUCUCUCCGCAACACCGGCUCCGCCCUCCUCCGCUUCGCCGCCGCCGAGAUCAAUCUCUGCCACCUUCCUCCUCCUCCUCCUCCGCCGCCGCCGCCGCCUCCCCUGCCGCCGCUCAGCCCGACUCCCACCUCCGGGACUUGGUCUACGACCUCUACCACCACUUCCUCCGUCAUCCGCCCGCCGCCGUCCCCGCCUCACGGGUGGGAUUUCUGGGACCCCUUCCUCCCCGGGUCCGUGAACGAGGAGUGGGAGGGGACCACCGUUGCUUCCGAGGUUGCCGUCACGGCCGCCAGCGUGGCGGCUCCGCCGUCCGUUGUGACCCAGUUCUCAAAGGACGACUCCGCCACCGCCGCCGCCAGUGAUAUGGCGGUUGUGGUCUCCUCAAAGGGUAAGGAUUUGCUGGAGAUCAUCAAGGAGCUGGAUGAGUACUUUCUCAGGGCGGCGGAUGCCGGCGGUCAAGUCUCUUUGCUCUUGGAAGUCCCCUGUGGUACUUUCUCCGACCAAAGACCUUCAGGGAGAAUUUUGGGGCCAAAGUUAUGGGCAUUCGGGUCAAGUCCGAAAUGGAACGGGUUCCGGAGAUGCUGUGAUGAUUCGAUGACAAACGGAAUGAGUGGUGGCGGCAGUGGCUGCGCCGUGAACGCCACCGCUAGCCAUUGUUCUACGGUGGAGAGACUGUGUGCUUGGGAGAAGAAGCUGUAUCUGGAGGUCAAGAAUGCAGAGGCACUGAAAUUAGAGCAUGAGAAGAAGGUGUCGCAGCUAAGGAGGCUCGAGAUGCGGAGGGGGGACUAUGUGAAGACGGAGAAGGCAAAGAAAGAGGUGGAGAAGUUGGAGUCUCAGAUCAUGGUGGCUUCCCAAGCUAUUCAAACCACUUCUUCUGAGAUUCUCAAACUGAGAGAAUCUGAACUCUAUCCCCAGCUCGUGAAUCUCGUCAAAGGGUUGAUGCAGAUGUGGAGGAGCAUGUACGAGAGCCACCAGGUCCAGACGCACAUAGUUGAGCAGCUCAAGUACUUCAGCACGGCGGCGCACUCCAGCGACCCCACCUCUGAGAUCCACAGGCAAUCGGCUCUCCAGCUCGAGCUCCAAGUCCAACAGUGGCACCACUCCUUCUGCAGCCUCAUCAAGUCCCAACGCGACUACAUCGAGUCCCUCACAGGCUGGCUCCGCCUCAGCAUGUUCCAGCUCAGCAACAAACUGAUGCAGCAGAAGAAGACCAGCAGCCAGGAGGACUCCAUGGUGUACUCGUUCUGCGAAGAAUGGCACCUUGCGGUCAAUAAUGCUCCUGACAAGGUCGCGUCCGAAGGGAUCAAGAGCUUUUUGAGCGUGGUCAACGCCGUCGUCGUCCAACAGACAGAAGAGCUGAGGCAAAAGAAGAGGUCUGAAUCCGCGUUCAGGGAGCUGGAGAAGAAGGCAAACGAGCUUCGGUCAAUGGAGUCAAAGUACGGUCCUUCUGAAGCCUCUAGAAGAAACAAGGACCCCGUGGGCGCGAGACGCGUUAAGGUCGAGGUGUUGAGGGCUAGGGCUGAGGAUGAGAAGGCAAAAUAUGACAAGGCCGUGAGUGUGACGAGGUCGAUGACUUUGAACAACUUACAGAUGGGGCUGCCCCACGUGUUUCAGGCGGUGACGGGUUUUGCCAGUGUGUGCACUCACGCAUUCGAGACGGUAUAUAACCAGGUGGCUAAGAGCAGCAAUGAUGUCAAGAGGAUUUCACUCUAGAUUUGCAGUUUCCAGAGUUUCUAUUGUAUAGUAGGUGUGUUGUGUGUGCUCUUUUUUUAGGGUUUCAUGAUAUGAGUUAGAUUAGGCUGUCUUGUUUUAGGGUUCUUUUUCUAAUUUGAUUUGUUUAAGUCACUCCUUAUUCACCCGACAAGUUUGGGGAUCUAACAAACUCAGCAAUAUGUU
Molecule: messenger RNA, 2260 nt
Organism: Cuscuta campestris
Lineage: Eukaryota; Viridiplantae; Streptophyta; Magnoliopsida; Solanales; Convolvulaceae
Source: the annotation of a GenBank genome assembly